AUGGAGGUCGAACUUCUUCGGCCAGGGACAACAAUUCCGCAUCCAACAACGGUUUCGACUGACAUCAAAUUCUUAUACUUGAAAGUAUCAAAGACUGUCCGCGAGUACUUCAAGAAGCGGAAUCGCUCCAUUCACCUAGCCAUUGACGGAUGGACUGCACCGAUAGUUGCAUCAUACCUUGGGAUUGUAGUUAUCUGGUAUGACAUGGGCAAGAUCCAUAGAGCAGUGUUGGAAUUCAUAUGUUUGAUCGCAAAAAUCUUUAUAUCAUUUUUCUUCAAACAAUACAAGUGUAAGAAAACUGUUACAGUCGCUGCAGGGACCAAGCGCAAACGGUACCAAGGUCGCACCGCUACUGCGCUGGUUGCAGAGCAGGAUGAACGGACAGUAUUAGAAGAAGAUGAUAUUCUUUCACCAGAAGAUGAUGAACUAGCACAGGUACUUGAGGAGGAGGAUAGUCAGCUCGAAGAUGAUGGACAAGCCAUUCACGAUCAGCGCAUUGUUAAGACAUUGCGUGAGCGAGCGAUCAAUGAGAUGGCCCGCAAAGGUGUUGUAAUUAGUGACAGAGAUGCGAAAGAAGCACUUGGAAUCUUUCUCAAGGUAGCUGGCCUUGCCAAGCGAGUCCACGACUCACCAGGGACACUCGGCGAGAAGUUCAAGAUCGCCAUUCAGCUUGAUGACCAGCUAACAGGUGAGAAAACAACCCUCGACCACCGUGUACCUACGCGCUGGAAUUCGGACUUCUACUGCCUUGAAGCACACAUCUACUUCAAGGUGGCUGUGCAAGCAUUGACAUCUACAGCCGUGAACAACUUGAAGGCCUUCCGGCUCAUGGAGAACCAGUGGGCCCUUGCCGAGAGACUCGUAACAGUCCUUCCUAUCUUUGAUGGUCCUACCAAGGUUUUCUCUCAUGCUGAUCUCUCGCUCAUUCCCGACGUUGUCCCCAUGCUAGAAGACCUCGAGGCUGUUACGCGGCAGCGAAACACGAGCGGCUAG
This is a messenger RNA of Sparassis crispa, 993 nucleotides long. RefSeq lists its product as hypothetical. The coding region runs from base 1 to 993 and encodes 330 amino acids. NCBI's taxonomy places the organism in Eukaryota, Fungi, Basidiomycota, Agaricomycetes, Polyporales, Sparassidaceae. The record is from RefSeq and is a predicted model, not a curated record. The transcript is spliced from 6 exons.